Messenger RNA from Ziziphus jujuba (common jujube), 1455 nucleotides. Its product is annotated as UDP-glycosyltransferase 89A2. NCBI's taxonomy places the organism in Eukaryota, Viridiplantae, Streptophyta, Magnoliopsida, Rosales, Rhamnaceae. The record is from RefSeq and is a predicted model, not a curated record. Gene Ontology annotation, molecular function: UDP-glycosyltransferase activity. The transcript has a single exon. The coding region runs from base 1 to 1455 and encodes 484 amino acids.
AUGGGAGUUGAGAUCUUUGUCGUUACAGGUUCCGGGCAAGGUCAUCUCAACCCUUGCAUGGAACUCUGCAAACACCUUACCUCCCGUAAUUACCAUACUACCCUCGUCGCUCCUUCAAUCGUCUCCUCUGCCAUACCCUUCUCUUUCACCCAAAACCCUUGUACGAGCACCGUUCAUGUCGCCGGGUCUUCGGGUCCGCCCGUGCCUGGUCAAGACCCAAUGCGCCAACAAGCCUCUCAGGACCUCGAAACCCACCUAGCGAGCCGGUUGUCCAAGGAAUCGACCCACCCACUCUGUGCCAUCAUCGACUUCCAAAUGAGUUGGAGCAAAGAGGUAUUUUGGAAAUUCAACAUUCCGGUGGUCGGCUUUUUCACUUUUGGAGCGUGCGCCGCUGCCAUGGAGUGGGGCGCGUGGAAGGUUCAGGCCGCGGAUAUCAAACCGGGUGAGCUCCGGAUCAUUUCCGGGUUACCAGAAGAGAUGGCUUUCGAGCAUUUGGAUCUCAAACGAAGACCUGAAGGCCCGCCACCUGGCGGUUUUCAACUUGGCGGUCCACACGCCGCGGGUUCGAACCGGCCGACACGUAGAGGUGGUGCACCUAAACCGGGUGAUCGUCCUCCCUGGGUUCCGGAGAUAGAGGGCUCGGUAGCUUUGAUGUUCAACACGUGUGACGAUCUGGAACGUACGUUUAUUGAUUACAUGUCGAAUCAGAUGGGUUUGCCCGCAUGGGGUGUUGGUCCACUACUGCCUGAAGAGUACUGGAUUUCAUCAUCAUCAGAGUCAUUGAUUCGUGACCGUCAGAUCAGAGAGCACAAGCGCCAGUCAAACUACAGAGAGGAGCAUGUGAUCCAAUGGUUGGAUGCUAAGCCACGUGGGUCAGUACUCUACGUGGCUUUUGGCAGUGAAGUGGGUCCCAGCAAGGAUGAAUAUCCACAGUUAGCCAGUGCAUUGGAAGAAUCAACCCGACCAUUCAUUUGGGUCAUCCAAUCUGGGUCAGGAAUACCCGGUAGCACCAAAGAGGUGUAUUUUCCAGACGGUUUGGAUAGGAAAGUGGGAGAGAGGGGUCUGAUAAUAUGUGGAUGGGGACCACAAUUAUUGAUACUGAGCCAUCCGUCAACGGGCGGAUUUCUAUCACAUUGUGGGUGGAACUCCACGGUGGAAGCAUUUGGGCUGGGGGUCCCACUAUUGGCAUGGCCCUUUAGGGGUGACCAAUACUACAAUGCCAAGUGGCUGAUAAAGCAUCUGAAAGUGGGACACAGAGUUUGUGAAGAUUCAUCACAAAUGGUUACAAAGGAUGAUAUAAGCAGGGGAAUAGAAGUGAUAAUGGAAGAUGAGGAAAUUAAGAAAAAGGCAGGGGCAUUACGUGGGAAACUUGCGCAUGGAUUUCCACAGAGCUCAGAAGAUGCAUUGGAUGCUUUUGAGCAUUUUAUUAGCCAAAGCAAAGUCUUGCACAAAUAA